This is a messenger RNA of Monopterus albus (swamp eel), 1987 nucleotides long. It is a transcript of the gene sp9, whose product is annotated as sp9 transcription factor. The transcript has 2 exons. Gene Ontology annotation, biological process: regulation of transcription by RNA polymerase II. Gene Ontology annotation, molecular function: RNA polymerase II cis-regulatory region sequence-specific DNA binding; DNA-binding transcription factor activity, RNA polymerase II-specific. The coding region runs from base 123 to 1442 and encodes 439 amino acids. NCBI's taxonomy places the organism in Eukaryota, Metazoa, Chordata, Actinopteri, Synbranchiformes, Synbranchidae. The record is from RefSeq and is a predicted model, not a curated record.
UUGGGAGCUGCGAGCCAAGAGAGAAACCGUGUGACCUGAGUCAAACACGGUGAGUCUGAGUCAAUUUGGAGCCGUACAGCAGUGCAAUCGCGAACACUCACAUCACAGCACAGACCCUGGAUAUGGCUACGUCUAUACUUGGGGAAGAGCCACGGUUUGGAACUACACCUCUAGCUAUGCUGGCUGCAACUUGCAACAAAAUUGGCAACACCAGUCCUCUUACAACUUUACCUGACUCCAGCGCUUUCUCAAAAGGUGGAUUUCACCCGUGGAAAAGAUCCUCCUCCAGCUGUAACUUGGGAUCCAGUCUGCCCGGUUUCACAGUAGCAACAAGCCGCGCAUCGACAGGACUAACACCGACCAGUGGCACGGGCAACAGCGCCUUUUGCUUAGCCUCCACCUCCCCGACCUCGUCUGCGUUUUCCACAGAGUACAGCGGUCUGUUUUCCAACUCAGCCAGCGUCACAUCUCAAGAGUCUGGACAGUCAGCUUUUAUCUCCAAAGUCCACACAUCAGCAGAGACUCUGUACCCACGAGUGGGGAUGGCGCAUCCAUACGAGUCAUGGUACAAGUCCGGGUUCCAUUCAACAAUUUCUGGCGAUGUGGCCAACGGAGCGUCCUCGUGGUGGGAUGUCCACACUAAUCCCGGGUCGUGGCUCGAUGUCCAAAAUCCUGCAAGCACCCUUCAGACCUCGCUGCAUUCCGGAACGCCCCAGGCUAUCCACUCCCAGCUGGGUGGCUACAACCCGGACUUCUCCUCGCUGACCCACUCGGCGUUUAGCUCCACGGGAAUCAGCCCUUCUGCGUCUCAUCUACUGUCCACCAGUCAGCACCUGUUAACACAGGACGGGUUCAAAACAGUCAUCCCCACUUACACAGACGCUUCUGCCGCUAACGCCAUGAUUUCUGGGGGCAGUUCAGGAAUAAGUAGCUCCUCGAGGUCGUCCAGGCGGUACUCCGGGAGAGCAACAUGUGAUUGUCCGAACUGCCAGGAGGCUGAGCGGCUGGGACCCGCCGGGGCCAGCCUGAGGAGAAAGGGACUCCACAGCUGCCACAUUCCCGGCUGUGGUAAAGUGUAUGGAAAGACAUCUCACCUCAAAGCGCAUUUGAGGUGGCACACCGGCGAGCGGCCUUUUGUCUGCAACUGGCUUUUCUGUGGCAAAAGGUUCACUCGGUCCGAUGAGCUCCAGAGACACCUUCGCACCCACACCGGCGAGAAAAGGUUUGCUUGUCCGGUGUGUAACAAGCGCUUUAUGCGGAGUGACCAUUUGAGCAAGCACAUCAAAACGCACACGGCCGGGGGUGGAGGCAAAAAGGGAAGCGACAGUGACACCGACACCAGUAACCUGGAGACGCCGAGGUCCGAGUCCCCAGAACUUAUUUUGGAGGGGGUGAAUCCCAGAAUCACGGUUAAGGAUCCGUCUCCUCACGACGAGCCCUAAUGAGGCCACACAGCCCAAAUCAAACCACAUUCAAACCUGCACAGCAUUGAAAACGGGUCUUAUUUGACAGACAAUAAAGGAGAAAAUAUUUCAAGAAGCGAUGGCAAAGACUAACAAAUAUAUUCUCCACAGGCGUAACAAGUAUUUCAUUCGUAAAUCCACCUGAAGAAACCACAGUGAUUUGCUGUAGGCCUUUGGAGAUUUUUAGGGACAAUUCGAAAAUGACAUGGAUGCUGAGGGUGCGCCAAACGUGUUGAACUUUGGUUGGACAACGUGAGUUACAUCUUGUAUAUUGACGAUUCAGCUAUGUGUUAUUUUAAUGUAAAUGUUAGGCUAUGAUUGUUUUACUCGUGUUGGUAUCCUGGAAAUCAGGGAGUUUACUUUCGACGCACUUUGUGGAUAUGUAUGUACACAGCUUUUUUCAACUUUGGUUAACCAUUUUAUUUCUUUGCUAAAAAUAUCUAUAUAUAAAUGUUUACCUGUAUAAAGUCACACGUAUAAGACUUUCAUUUUAUCGUAAUUAAAACAUCUCAAAAAAGGCUGUA